UUCUCCUGAGUGGAUGCUAAGAUGCCUUUGAAAAUGGUCCUUUCUUUUGAAGGUUUUUCCACAUUCCGGGCAGUGAUAUUUCUUUGCUUCCUCCUGGAUCCUUUGGGGCUUUGGGGGUCUUCCGAAGGAGCCUCCGCCCUCCAGGCCCGUCUCGGGGUCUCCGCCCAUUUCCUCCUCCCUGCAUCGCCCUCCAGGCAGCCGCUUUCCCCGGGCUCCCCCUGGGCUCCUCCCUCCUGCAGCCCCGGAGCCCCCCGGCCUUUCCCCGCCGUCUGCCAGGGAAGCCACGCCGGGACCGGGCAGGGCUGCUCCGCGGGGCCCGCUCUCCUCCUCCUCCUCCUCCUGGGCGGCGCCUCUUUCCUGCAUCCGCCGCCAUCCUCCGUCCUCCUGCAGGGGAGAGAGAGAAGAGGGUCACGGCUGCCUCCCCUUCCCCUCAGAGGAGACCCAGGCCCAAGCCCCCCCUCGUGCGGACCCGAAAGAGACCCUCCCAGCAUCCCCUGCGCCAAACCUGCAUCAUUUGUCACAGAUCGAAGCAGCUUCCCUCGUUGCCCGUUUUGUUCCCGGAAGUGGAGGCUUCGCGCCCUUUUUCCUCCACUAGUUCCGCUUUUUCCUUCGGGGGAUCCGCCCCUCGGAGUCCUCCUGCCAAUCGCCAACCUCCCCAGAGCGACCAAUCGGCGUCCGCCUUCCUUCAAUCAGGCCCACGGCGCCUGCGCCCUGCCGAGGGGGUUGCUGGUCCUGCGCGAAGGAGGACGGAGGAUGGCGGCAGAUGCAGGAAAGAGGCACCGCCCGAGAGGAGGAGGAGGAGAGCGGGCCCCACGGAGCAGCCCUGCCUGGUCCUGGCACGGCUUCCCUGGGAGACGGCGGGGAAAGGCCGGGGGCUCCGAGGCUGCAGGAUGGAGGAGCCCAGGGGGAGCCCAGGAAAGGCGGCUUCCUGGAGGGCGAUGCGGGGAGGAGGAAAUGGGCGGAGACCCCGAGACGGGCCUGGAGGACGGAGGCUCCUUCGGAAGACCCCAAAAGUCUCAAAGGAUCCAGGAGGGAGGAAAGAAAUAUCAGUGCCCGGAAUGUGGAAAAACCUUCAAAACAAACGGAAAUCUUGAAAACCAUUUAAAAAUCCACACAGCAGAGAAACCAUUUAAAUGCCCGGAAUGUGAAAAAUCCUUCAAAAGAAACGACCAUCUUCAAAGGCAUCUUAGCAUCCACUCAGGAGAAAAACCUCACAAGUGCCUGGAGUGUGGAAAGAGCUUCAAUCAGAGGAGCAGCCUUUAUACACAUCAAAGGAUCCAUUGGGGAGAGAAGCCUUAUAAUUGCCUGCAGUGUGGAAAGAACUUUCUUCAUACCAGCAACCUUUUUAGACAUCAAAGGAUCCAUUUGAUAGAGAAACCGAAGAAAUGCCUGGAGGGCGGAGGCUCCUUCGGAAGACCCGGGAAUCCCCAAAGGAUCCUGGAGGGAGGAAGGAAAUAUCAGUGCCCGGAAUGUGGGAAAACCUUCAAACGUAAUGGACAGCUUCAGAGCCACCUAAGGAUCCAUUCAGGAGAAAAGAAAUACAAAUGCCCAGAAUGUGAAAAAUCCUUCAAAAGAAAUGACCAUCUUCAAAGGCAUCUAAGGAUCCACUCAGGAGAAAAACCUCAUAAAUGCUUGGAGUGUGGAAAGAGCUUCAGUCAAAGGGGAAACCUUUAUUCACAUCAAAGACUCCAUUUAGAAAUCAGGUACCAAUGCUGGCAAUGUGAAAAAUCCUUCAAAACAAUUCAAAUCCUUGAAAAACAUGUAAGAAUCCACUCAUUAGAGAAACCAUUUAAAUGCCUGGAGUGUGGAAAGACCUUUGAUCAUUGGAGCAAUUUUGAUAGACAUGAACAAAUCCAUUCAGAAGAAAAAAAAUACGAAUGCCCGGAAUGUACAAAAUCCUUUAAAAGAAACAGCCAUCUUCAAAGGCAUCUAAUAAUCCACUCAGGAGAAAAAUCUCACAAAUGCCUGGAGUGUGGAAGGAGCUUCAGUCAGAGGAGCAGCCUUUAUAGACAUCAAAGAGUCCAUUUACAAGAAGAGUAUGAAUGUGGGGAAUGUAAAAAAUCCUUCAAAACAAUUCAAAUCCUUGAAAAACAUCUAAGAAUCCACAAGCCAAAUAUAUGCCUGGAGUGUGGAAAGAGCUUCAGUCAAAGGGGAAGUCUUGAUAGCCAUCAAAGAAUCCACACAGGAGAAAAACCCUACAAAUGCCUGGAGUGUGGAAAGAGCUUCAGUAAUGGUUCAAACUUCUGUCGACAUCAAAGAGUCCACACAGGAGAAAAACCACAUAAAUGCCUGGAAUGUGGAAAGUGUUUCAGUACGAGAGGAGCUCUGUAUGGACAUAAAAUGAUUCACACAGGAGAAAAACCGCAUAAAUGUCUGCAGUGUGGAAAGAGCUUCAGUCAGAAAGGAACCCUUGACGGACAUCAAAGAAUCCACUCAGGAGAAAAACCCUACAAAUGCCUGGAGUGUGGAAAGAGCUUUAUUGAGCGUAGUAGCCUCCGUCGACACCAAAGUGUCCACACAGGAGAAAAACCACAUAAAUGCCUCGAAUGUGGAAACUGUUUCAGUCGGAGAGGACAUCUUAAGAGACAUCAAAGAAUCCACUCGUGGGAGAAACCAUAUAAAUGUCUGGAGUGUGGAAAAAGCUUCGGUCAGAGAGGAAAACUUUCACUCCAUCAAAAAAUCCAUUCCGGAGAAAAACCACAUUAAUGCCUGGAGUGUGGAAAGAGCUAUACUCAGCGUAGGGGCCUCCAUCGAUUCAUGCGGGAGAAAAAUUAUAAACAUGAGUUUGAAAAACCUUCAGUCCCAGAGUGUAUCUCAGGAAUUGAAUUGAAUUGCGCAUUAAAUCUGGCCAAGUGUGAAUAGGCACACUAGGAAUUUGUCUUAAGCUCUCAGUGUACAUACAAAGCAACAGAAUAAUGAUAUUCAUGAUAAUUAGAAUAAUUCCAAUUGAGAGUCGAAUAAAGUAGAUAUUAAGAAUGGUAAAUAAUAACUGCCAAAUAAGGGACUUUCCCAGGCUGAAUAAUAAAGGACUUUUUCAAUUGUACAUAUGAGAUGUUUCAACUGGCUGAAAUUGAACCUUUUCACAACAGACUUUCCUGACUCAUGAUGCCAUUUCCCAUCUGGACGUUCUUUUAAUGCAAGGCUCAUUAUUGUAAUAUGGGAUGUUAAUUUCCACGUCUCUGAUGUAGCUGUAACUGAGCAAGGUGAUUUCUUCCAGGGUGGAUUUGAUUUAAAUCAGGUUGAUUUAAAUCACGAUUUAAUUUAUUAUACAAAUCACUAGCAAAAAGGCCCAUGGUUACUGUGAAAUUGUGUGAAUGUAUCAAUACAGUGCAUGUUAUCUCAGUUUGCAGAACUUGGAUUCAUUGAAUGAGUUUUCCAGAAAUUUAAAUAUUGCAGAAAAUACCCUUUCAUGCUUCAUAACUAAGCUCCAUUUCAUGCUGAAUAAACUAAAUUGUUAAUACAUCUAAAAUAUAGAACGAUCUUUAGAUAGAUUUUUACAUCAAAAGCAUUUUAUUGAAAUGAAUUUGCUAAAAAUAAAAAACCCGAUUUCAAUAAAAAAAUCUAUUUUUAAAAAAAAA
Molecule: messenger RNA, 3578 nt
Organism: Pantherophis guttatus
Lineage: Eukaryota; Metazoa; Chordata; Lepidosauria; Squamata; Colubridae
Source: RefSeq, a predicted model, not a curated record